AUGGAGGACAGUGCCCCCGAGAACUUCUGCAUGGGUGUGGGCACAGGCCUGCAGAUUGACCAGGACGGGCUCACCCUGCCAGAGAGGACCCUGUACUUAGCUCAGGAUGAGGAGAGUGAGAAGGUUGGAGCAGAANCAUACCGGGUGUUCAUGGAGCGUCUGCUCAGCCUGCUGGGUGCCGAUGCAGUGGAGCAGAAGGCCCAGGAAAUCCUGCGGCUGGAGCAGCAGCUGGCCAACAUCACCGUGUCAGAGUAUGAUGACCUCCGGCGAGACGUGAGCUCCAUGUACAACAAGGUGACGCUGGGGCAGCUACAGAAGAUCACCCCCCACCUGCGGUGGAAGUGGCUGCUGGACCAGAUCUUCCAGGAGGACUUCUCGGAGGAGGAAGAGGUGGUGCUGCUGGCCACAGACUAUAUGCAUCAGGUGUCCCAGCUUAUCCGCUCCACCCCCCGCAGGAUUCUGCACAACUACCUGGUGUGGCGUGUCGUGGUGGUCCUGAGUGAGCACCUGUCAUCACCAUUCCGUGAGGCGCUGCAUGAGCUGGCACGUGAGAUGGAGGGCAGCGACAAGCCACAGGAGCUGGCCCGUGUCUGCCUGGGCCAGGCCAACCGCCACUUUGGCAUGGCGCUCGGUGCUCUCUUUGUGCACGAGCACUUCUCAGCCUCCAGCAAAGCCAAGGUGCAGCAGCUGGUUGAAGACAUCAAGUACAUCUUGGGCCAGCGCCUGGAGGAGCUGGACUGGAUGGAUGCUGAGACCAAGGCAGCUGCUCGGGCCAAGCUCCAGUACAUGAUGGUGAUGGUCGGCUACCCAGACUUCCUGCUGAAACCCGAGGCGGUGGACAAGGAGUAUGAGUUUGAGGUCCAUGAGAAGACUUACUUCAAGAAUAUCUUGAACAGCAUCCGCUUCAGCAUCCAGCUGUCAGUCAAGAAGAUUCGGCAGGAGGUGGACAAGUCCACGUGGCUGCUUCCACCACAGGCGCUCAAUGCUUACUAUCUACCCAACAAGAACCAGAUGGUGUUCCCUGCCGGCAUUCUGCAGCCAACGCUCUACGACCCUGACUUCCCACAGUCUCUGAACUACGGGGGCAUUGGCACCAUCAUCGGGCAUGAGCUGACCCAUGGAUAUGAUGACUGGGGGGGCCAGUAUGACCGCUCAGGGAACCUGCUGCACUGGUGGACGGAGGCCUCCUACAGCCGCUUCCUACGCAAAGCUGAGUGCAUUGUCCACCUCUACGACAACUUCACCGUCUACAACCAGCGGGUGAAUGGGAAACACACGCUUGGUGAGAACAUCGCAGACAUGGGCGGCCUCAAGCUUGCCUACUAUGCCUAUCAGAAGUGGGUGCGGGAGCAUGGCCCGGAGCACCCGCUGCAUCGGCUCAAGUACACACACAACCAGCUCUUCUUCAUUGCCUUUGCCCAGAACUGGUGCAUCAAGCGGCGGUCGCAGUCCAUCUACCUGCAGGUGCUGACCGAUAAGCACGCACCUGAGCACUACAGGGUGCUGGGCAGCGUGUCCCAGUUCGAGGAGUUCGGCCGGGCCUUCCACUGUCCCAAGGACUCACCCAUGAACCCUGCCCACAAGUGCUCUGUGUGGUGAGCCUGGCUGCCCACCUGCACGCCCCCUCUGCCCUGCACGAAUUGCCUCCUGCUGGCUGCCGGGGCAGGCAUGCACCCGGUGCUGGCCCCCCUCUGGGCACCACCCGCCUCCUCAGCCCCUCAAGGAUACAGUCCUUUGCUGUUCCUCAUCUCAGGAGGGGCCUGGAGCAGGGGUGGGGCUGGGCUCCUGGGGGGACAUGGGGGAGAGACACUGGGGUCCCUGGACCCGCCCUCACCGCCCCGCUCCCCACAAGGCUGGAUUGUACAGGCCUCACCUUUGCUGUGUUCUUGCUGCUAAGUCUGGUCAAUAAAUCCUCUGUACUGUU
Molecule: messenger RNA, 1924 nt
Organism: Galeopterus variegatus (Sunda flying lemur)
Lineage: Eukaryota; Metazoa; Chordata; Mammalia; Dermoptera; Cynocephalidae
Gene: ECEL1
Product: endothelin converting enzyme-like 1
Exons: 17
Coding region: 1-1599 (532 amino acids)
Biological process (GO): protein processing
Cellular component (GO): plasma membrane
Molecular function (GO): metalloendopeptidase activity
Source: RefSeq, a predicted model, not a curated record